This is a messenger RNA of Phacochoerus africanus (Common warthog), 2405 nucleotides long. It is a transcript of the gene WNT8A, whose product is annotated as Wnt family member 8A. The transcript is spliced from 6 exons. Gene Ontology annotation, molecular function: cytokine activity; frizzled binding. Bases 1 to 1059 code for a protein of 352 amino acids. The record is from RefSeq and is a predicted model, not a curated record. Gene Ontology annotation, biological process: multicellular organism development; neuron differentiation; canonical Wnt signaling pathway. Lineage: Eukaryota; Metazoa; Chordata; Mammalia; Artiodactyla; Suidae. Gene Ontology annotation, cellular component: extracellular region.
AUGGGGGACCUGCUUAUGCUCAGGGUAGCUGUGGGCAUAUGCUAUGCCACUUUCAGUGCCUCUGCCUGGUCAGUGAAUAAUUUCCUGAUAACAGGUCCCAAGGCCUAUCUGACCUACACUGCCAGUGUGGCCCUAGGUGCCCAGAGUGGCAUCGAGGAGUGUAAAUUCCAGUUUGCUUGGGAACGCUGGAACUGUCCUGAAAAUGCUCUCCAGCUCUCCACCCACAACAGGCUGAGAAGUGCCACCAGGGAGACUUCUUUCAUUCAUGCUAUCAGCUCUGCUGGAGUCAUGUACACCAUCACCAAGAACUGUAGCAUGGGCGACUUUGAAAACUGUGGCUGUGAUGAGUCAAAAAAUGGAAAAACAGGAGGCCAUGGCUGGAUCUGGGGAGGCUGCAGUGACAAUGUAGAAUUUGGGGAAAGAAUCUCCAAACUCUUUGUGGACAGCCUGGAGAAGGGGAAGGAUGCCAGAGCUCUGAUGAAUCUUCACAACAACAGGGCAGGCAGGCUGGCAGUGAAAGCCACCAUGAAAAGGACCUGCAAAUGUCAUGGCAUCUCUGGGAGCUGUAGCAUCCAGACAUGCUGGCUGCAGCUAGCUAACUUCCGGGAGAUGGGCAACUACCUUAAGGCCAAGUAUGACCAGGCACUAAAAAUUGAGAUGGAUAAGCGGCGGCUAAGGGCUGGGAACAGUGCCGAGGGCCACUGGGUACCUGCUGAGGCCUUCCUUCCUAGUGCAGAAGCCGAGUUGAUCUUUUUAGAGGAAUCACCUGAUUACUGUAUCCACAAUUCCAGCCUGGGUGUCUAUGGCACAGAGGGUCGGGAGUGUCUGCAGAACCGCCACAACACAUCCAGGUGGGAGCAACAUAGCUGUGGGCGCUUGUGCACCGAAUGUGGCCUGCGGGUGGAAAAAAGGAGAACUGAGGCUAUCAGCAGCUGUAACUGCAAAUUCCAGUGGUGCUGUACAGUCAAGUGUGACCAGUGUAGGCAUGUGGUGAACAAGUACUAUUGCACACGCACCCCAGGCAAUGCUUGGUCUCAGGGCCAAGGCAGCAUGCCAUAGCACCCCAUAGCAACUUACUUGCUCAGUUGUAUGACAAUGGAGGGGAAUACAGCUUCUUUCUUGGAGAAAAGAGAGAAGAAAACAAUUGGAAAGUCACAGGGUUGAUUUGUAGUCUUCUUGAUAUCUGCUGUGCACUGGGAAAUGGAGGCCCAAGAUUAUACAGCAUAUUCUUGACAGAGCUGCAAUAAGAAUCUGGGUCUCCUAACUUGAGUAGACCCUAUUUCAUCUUUCCUGCAAAUUAGUUCCUAGUCUUUGUGCAUGUAGUUUUACAGCUUGCUAAAGGGGGAGUUUGGUUUGGGGUCCAUAUCCAAAAGGACCUUCAAAGUUUCAGACCAUGUCCAACCCAGCUGUAUGGCUGAGAAUCAGAGGGAAUGGAAGCAAAAAAAAAGAAAAGAAAAGAAAGAGAGAAAGAAAGAGUUCUGUUUAGACUCCUAAAGGAGCAACUUUGCUAACUCCAGAAAGAUAAGUGGGACAGAGACUACAUACCCGCCUAGAGGGAGGUAUUUUAAGAUGGAGUUUCCCCUUAAGAUGCACUUUUAAAAUACUCUCCCCACCAACCCUGGGGAAACCAGGACCCAGCAUAUCCUGAGGACUUUUUCAGCUCAGAAACUAUCUCUGGAGCCAGGGAAAAGGGAUGGUCACUGCUAAGUGGACAGGUGACUACAGCUUAUCCAGUCAGGGCCCCCCAAGAGGGAUUUUCCCAUAGAGAGCUAUAAAAGGGCUCUUAUUUUGUUAUUUUUCCCUGAGUGGGAACUCAACUUCAUUUUGCCAUAAAUGCUUCUAGAAGCUGAGACCUUUUCUCUCUUUGGAAACCUCAGAAUCAGAAAGGGAAUAAGAAACCCUGCUUCCAUAUCCCAGUGAUGCACAAGGCUAAAGGAGAAGCUAGAACUAUCCAACCCCCUUGAGAGCAAUGUUUGACAGGUGAUAAAAUUGAGACCAAGAACUGGCCUAUAGGAAAACAAUCUAGACUUAUGGAUUUAGAAGAUAUUUUAAUGUGACCUAAGCAACUUGAGGAAUAAGAAAGCCCUUUGAACUUGAAUUAUAUUCAAAGUGUGUUUGCUCUCCUAACUUGGGCUUCCCAGGGUAUCUACACAUCAAGAAACUGAGCCCCAGGGCAAGAUACUAGGAAAGUUGUGGAUUCUACCUUCCUCAUUUGCACUUCUACAUACUCUACUGCUAAUCUUUGAGGGAGGAGGAGUUUCCCAUAAAGAGAGCCCUGGGGCUUAGCCACUAGUCUCCUAAAUCUGAGCAUCUCAGCCUUAGAAGUCUCCCCUCUCUGCAAAGGUCAAGCACCCUGCUGGGAGGAGAUAUUUCAAAUAUGUUGAAUAAACAAGUAAAAUGACUGA